Molecule: messenger RNA, 7193 nt
Organism: Xiphophorus couchianus (Monterrey platyfish)
Lineage: Eukaryota; Metazoa; Chordata; Actinopteri; Cyprinodontiformes; Poeciliidae
Gene: kctd3
Product: potassium channel tetramerization domain containing 3
Exons: 19
Coding region: 374-2884 (836 amino acids)
Biological process (GO): protein homooligomerization
Molecular function (GO): protein binding
Source: RefSeq, a predicted model, not a curated record
AACAUUACAGACGCGCAUCCCAGCUGUUUCUCGUUGCUAAAAUUCCGCGCAGGCUGCUCUCCAACGAUUUCCACACAGGACAGUGAUGCAAACAAGCCCACUGGAUAAUACGGGGAUCCCCGUGCGGUUGUUUUGGUUAUAAAACACCCCCCGACCUUCUGCGUCCACGAUGCGGAGGCUAUACGAUGCGGCUACUGUAGCCUGCAUGGGCUGUGUGUAGCGGAUAUUUUACUGAUGGUGGUCCCAGGGAGAGGCAGUGAGGCUGGGAAGUCCGGGCAUCAGCUGAGCGGAUAGAGGAGUGUUAGCAAGCUAGCCUUUGUGAUCAGCUCAGUGACAUUUUGGUGAAAACACUACCUGGUUCGGCUCAGUCACCAUGGCCACGAACGAUAACAGUUCGACGCCUGGGAUGGGAGAGAUCAUCCAGCUAAAUGUCGGGGGGACAAGGUUCAGCACAUCCAGACAGACUCUGAUGUGGAUCCCAGACUCUUUCUUCUCAAGUUUACUGAGUGGGAGGAUUUCCACUCUGCGGGAUGAAACUGGAGCUAUAUUUAUUGACAGAGACCCUACAGCCUUUGCACCAAUUCUCAACUUUCUCCGAACCAAAGAACUGGACUUGCGAGGCGUCAAUAUCAGCGUCCUGCGCCACGAAGCAGAGUUUUAUGGGAUCACUCCUUUAGUGCGACGCCUGCUGUUAUGUGAGGAACUGGACCGCUCAUCAUGUGGCAGCGUUCUGUUCCAUGGUUACCUUCCUCCCCCGGUUGUCCCGGCUCGCAAGUCGGCACCUGCAGCUUCUGAUGAGCGACCGGGUCCGAGCGGCGCAGAGGGCUUCACCCGUGGGGUUCCCCUUCCUCAUCCUUCUCUGUCUGGAACAGACGACCCAGAAAAACUGGAUUCAAUGGUUGACCCCAGGAAAGUGCUGAUUAUAGCAGGACACCACAACUGGAUCGUUGCAGCUUAUGCACACUUUGUCAUCUGCUAUAGGAUAAAGGAAUCGUCUGGAUGGCAGCAGGUGUUUUCCUCUCCCUACCUUGACUGGACCAUUGAACGUAUAGCACUUAACGCUAAAGUGGUGGGUGGUCCACAUGGAGACAAGGACAAGAUGGUGGCCGCCGCCUCUGAAAGCAAGAUUAUCCUCUGGAGUAUCCAAGAUGGAGGCAGCGGAAAUGAAAUUGGUGUAUUCAGUCUCGGCGUUCCUGUUGAUGACCUCUUCUUCAUUGGCAACCAGCUGGUGGCGACAAGCCACACAGGAAAGGUUGGCGUGUGGAAUGCCGUCACUCAACACUGGCAGGUUCAGGAUGUAGUUCCCAUCACCAGCUGUGACACGGCCGGGUCCUUCCUGCUGCUGGGCUGCACCAACGGCUCCAUCUAUUAUAUAGACAUGCAGAAGUUUCCUCUGAGGAUGAAGGACAACGAUCUCUUAGUAACUGAGCUUUAUCACGACCCUUCAAACGAUGCCAUUACUGCACUGUCUGUGUACCUCACCCCUAAAACCAGUGUGAGUGGGAACUGGAUAGAGAUCGCCUAUGGGACGAGCAGCGGAGCAGUGAGGGUGAUCGUGCAGCACCCAGAGACCGUAGGAUCAGGUCCUCAGCUGUUUCAGACGUUCACUGUGCACAGAAGCCCAGUGACGAAGAUUAUGCUAUCUGAGAAACAUCUGGUGUCGGUGUGUGCGGAUAACAACCACGUUCGGACGUGGACGGUGACGCGGUUCAGAGGGAUGAUCUCCACUCAGCCAGGCUCCACACCUCUGGCUUCCUUUAAGAUCCUGUCCCUGGAAGAGACGGAGAGUCAUGGAAGCUACUGCUCUGGAAAUGAUAUAGGCCCGUUCGGAGAGAGAGAUGAUCAACAAGUUUUCAUCCAGAAAGUCAUCCCCAUCACCAACAAACUGUUUGUUAGGCUCUCCUCAACUGGAAAAAGGAUCUGUGAGGUGCAGUCUGUGGAUGGAACCACUAUCACUUGCUUCAUGGUUCGGGAGUGCGAGGGUUCCAGCCGGAUGGGGUCCCGACCGCGCCGCUAUUUGUUCACCGGUCACGGAAACGGCAGCAUUCAAAUGUGGGACCUCACCACUGCGAUGGACACAGCCAACAAAGGAGAAGAGAAGAAGAAAGAAGAUGUGGGUGGGCCAACAGAGGAGGAGCUGCUUCAGCUGCUGGACCAGUGUGACCUGAGUACCUCCCGCUGUGCCACCCCAAGCAUAAGCCCCGCCCCCUCUGUGUUGCACCACACACGCCUCAGAGAGUCUAUGUCAAGUUUGCAGCUGCAGGCCCAGGAAUCUAUUCCUGAGAGCCAGGUCACCUACGGAGCCGUGCGGCCCUACAGAGAGAGCCCCCUGCUGGCCCGGGCGCGGCGAACCGAAUCCUUCAACAGCUACAGAGACUUCCAGAACUUUAGCCUGAGUCAGACGUCCAACCCUGGACCUAGUCAGAUCCCAGACGCUCGGCGCUCGCUGUGUAACUUUGGGCCUGAGGACAGUGAGAGGAGCGCCUCGGUCAUGGAGCUCUGGGCUUCCCGCAACGCCGGAAACAUCUCAGCGAGUAAACCAGAAGUCAGUCAAGAAUCACCACAGCAACCUCCAGACAGCCCAGGUCCAGGAGCGGACGUGAGGCGAAAGGUGCACACUCAGCCAGAAGAAGGGGAUGCUGUUGGGUCGGGAGGAGAAGGGGUGAAGGGCGACGGCGCUGCAAGGAAAAGGAGCGUACUGGAGGGGGGCUUUCUGGGGCGGAAGAGGGCUCCUCCAGUUCCACAUCUCUCCUCUGGAUCUGAAGGUGGGGGCAGUGACUCAUCUGCAAACGCCUCGCCCUCGCCAACCAAACUGUCGUCCUCCACUUCGCCACGACACAGAAAGCUGCCAGCUGAGCCGUCCGGUCAUGACAGCAGCCUGUGACAUCAGUAAGGCUAGCCUGUCAGCGCUAAAUAUGAAGGCAAAGGAAGAACAUACAAUCAGCUGCAGCUAAAGUCACUUUUUUCUUACCUACAGGUGUGGCUCAUGAAGAAGCUGUAAGUCUCCAACACUAUCAGUAUAUUAUCUGUGAGAUGAAGUUGAACUUUCUUCUGUCUCGGUACGUUUUAAGUAGAUUUCAGGAUUCAGUCUUCUGUUUUCUCUUCCUGUGAGGUUGCUGCACUAAAAUCAACUUCAGGAGCAAAACUAAAGCACAAGGUCUCAGAUUAGGUCAAUCACCGGACGAGUAAAGCUAGUAAAACAGAAAUAAGCCCAAUAUUAGUAACCAUGUGUUAGAAUGAGGCGGAUGGUUACAAAAUCAAAUUGCCUAAAAUUUAGAAAUUAGCUUUUAAAAUAUUGAUGUACAUUCGCAAAAUAAAAGUAAAAAAUAUAUAAUUCACACAAAAACUUAAAUAUUUAUCCGAAAAAUCUUGACCAAUCAUACAAGAGCUUUGUCCUCCUAUCUCUGCAAUAAUAAUAAUCACAAUACUUUUUCAACAAUAGAGCUCAUAACUUUAUUGUGCAGUGGAUGUUCAUGUUACUUACCUAAAACAUGUCAUCCGGUCCAAAAUGUUGGCAGCUACUUCAAUCCUAGGAUACUUUCUUUACUGCAGCCAGAGUCAGAGGGGUUUACAUUAAAACAGCUGACAGCAGUUAAACUGUGCAGGUCGGGCAUGCAAUACAAGCUUCACUGCAAGGCAGCAGUGAGGUGAAGAGGCAGACUAGAAACACAGACUCUGGUGUUCAGAUGAAGGUCAUGGCCAAUGAUCAUGUGUGGUGACAUUCUGUAGAUGUGAAAUAUGCUUAAAUCUAGUCCGUUUUUGUCAUUAGUGUACCUUCACAUUAUAGCCUCCUCCUAAAUGGAAAAAGUAUAUUUUAACACGGUAAUUAAAUGUACAGCAGCUUGCAAAAGUAUUUCACAUUUUUUUCUCCCAGAAACAUAAAAAAUAUACCCACCGAGUUCAUUUAAAUAAGACUAAAAUUAGAUUUUUUUUACCUACAUGCGCUAGGUAUGGCAGAAAACUAACACUGCUCAUAACACGAACCAUCAUCACUGUGAAUCAGUGGUGGCAGCAUCAUGCUGCGGACACUUUUCUUCAUUAAGGACAGAGUUCAUGAGAAGAUGGUUGGAGCUAAUUACAGGAAAACUCUAGAAGAAAAUAAGACUUGAGACUGGACUGGAGGUUUUUCUCCCAGCAGAACAUCAACGCUAAACACACAGCCACAGUAAAAUAGAAACUUUCAGAUCAACGCAUUCAGAAAUGUUGAAAACUGUGUAUACCAAUAAAAAAUAAAUUGGUAUUUGUUGUAGCGUGACAAAAUGUGGAAACAAAAACACUUUUGGAAGGUACUGUACAUUUUAAAGCAGAGAUUUUGUGGCAUUUAGUCCUUAAAAAACAUUCACUAGAAAACCUUUCAGUGCCCAUUUCUGAGAAAAUGCUUUAGUAGAAUAAGUGCUUCUUUUCCCGCUUGAGAUUACCCCCCGCCCCUCCCAAAUCGUGCCUGUGAAAGAUCAUUUAUUAACACUAAUAACAUUUAUUAGUUUUAUUUUUUCAUACCUUACAUUAGAUCUAAUGAGAGGAUUUAUCAUACAUGCCCUCACUUUGACUCAUUUAAAAGAAAUGUUGAUAUGUCUUGUGUCAGAUGGCUGGUGUAGUGCCUUAUUUAACUUUUGUUGUGUUUUAAUGGAGAAAUCUAGCGACCAAAGGAUUGUGAAGAGGGAGAGCACUGUGUAGGAACAUAACGGACCUGCCUGAUCUGGCUUAGUUAAGGCCAGAUUAGAGUUAAUUAUGAACCACAAUGAGAAAAAUGAUGCAUUAGUGAAGGCUUUAAGUGCAUAAUUUGAUGCAAGUGUUGUAUGUUUAAGAUGCGAGUUUCUUUAACUACACCUAAAAACAUACCGGAGUGUGAAAAAAUGAAGCCUGAGAGAGAGCUGUGUAGCUUCGGUCAUGACUUGUACAAAGACACAUAAAUUUUGAUACACUAACAUUACAGUCAACCUGCAUAUUCAGAACAAAAUCCUAAAGAGGAUGCACUCAUUUAUUUUAUUGUAUAUUUAUACAUCAUGUAUACAUAAAAGGCCUGUAUUGAUGUAAUCACAUAUUGGACCUAAAUAUGUUUUUUUUCUUGAACUAUACAGUCUAAUAUUACAGUAAAUUUUGAGUGUUUAUUUUAGAUUUAAAAAUAUACAGUUUAAUGUGCAUUGUAGUGCAUAGGUGUUUGUUUACAGCAUGUUUUGUCUGUUGUCCAUCAACUCUUCUCUGGCUAUGUUUACGUUAUAUUACAGCCAGACUCUAACGAGCUAAAACACAUGCAUACCUGUUUAUUUAAGCUUCUUCAUGUGAUAUGUACUGAAUUUAGGAAAUGCUGCAAAAGGAGGUAAAAUAUUUAAAGCUCCAGUCUCAGAACUUUUCAUAAAUGAAGUUGACAUUGAUUCAGAGUUUGUGUAGUUUAGUUACAAUGAGUAGAGCGUUAUUUGUCUUUCCAAAACUGAUACUAGGCCUGGGCUGGUUAAUGUAACCUUUUGCGGUUCCUAUGUGCACAAAAAAGUGGUUCCUAAAAAUGGACAACAAUAUCUGAUUGUGUUUAUUUCAAACAGAAAAUCAAUGAUUAUGCCUGCCUAUGCAAACACACAUUUAAUAUUACACAUAUAAAAUAACUUGGUGCAGUUUCAUUUCUAUUUAAUUUAUUCAUACAGUGGCAAUUUAAACUCUAUCUCAAUGCACCUCACAAGAGAAAUACAGGUUAGGUAGAGAAAUGCAUAUAAUGUUCAGUCUUAGAGGUAUUCUAAGUUUUCUGUCCAAGGAAACAUUGCCAGUUGCAUAGUGUUAUUGACUUAAAAGCAGCCUCGCCUUCAGAGGAAGUAUAUGAUGAUAGCGGAUGUUUGACUGCAUCGAUAACUUUGCAGUUAUUCCUCAUACAGCAGGAAGGAGUGACUCCCUUCAAACAGGAAGAAGCAUCCAGCAGAACCACAUUCAGCAGGUCUAACUUGAGCUUUCCAACAGAGUAAGUUUUGGGAAAUUUAGAGGAAAUUGAUACUGAAAUCCUAACUUUUUAAAAACCUUAUCAUUAACCUGCCCAUGCCUACCUGAGGUUUGCAACAAUCCACUCUUAAACUGUAUUUCUUUUUAAAUACAAUGCAUUUCAUAUGUAUUCUGUAACACACUAUAUGAUAUAUUAGAAAUCCUAACAUUUCCAGGUCUUAUGUGCUUGACUGUGAAAAAGUAACCUUUUGAUGAGAUUAAUCCAAACAAGCUGAUGUUUUAAUGAUUUAUUUUGAUGUAUUUAAAGCUGACUUCAGCAAUAGAAAAGCCACAGUGAAGAGUAAGAGAUGAGUUUUAUUGCAUGCUUCAUUUAGACACUGUGCAAAAGCAAAAAUGUUUUGUUUUAAGCAUCAGAGGUGUGUUUUUCCCCCCAUAGCUCUGAUUUCACUAACCUUCCCGUCAGACAGUCUCUUAGAUGGCGUCUGUCGUCAUUGUGAUUUAUGAGUUUAAUAAAAGCCUCUGUGUGUGUGUGUGUGUGUGUGUAGCUCAGGGCCAUACUGUCCCUUACAAUCACUCCACAAACUCUUUUUACAGCCUCCCCCCUCCCUCUGUGGCUGACAAUAGCUGUGAAUGCGGCUGCGAACGCUUCAGAAGUGCCCUUGUCAGAUUGGCGUCCUUGAGCGGGGGGGCUCAGUUGUUACUGCCAGUUUGUUAAUUUUAAACUUGCCUAGAUGUCCCCUUAAGGGACACGGCGGCAAAAGUAAAUUACGGCAGCAUAGUUUUGAUGGAGACAGUGGCACUGGUGUGGCCGUGCGUGUGUGUGGUGACUAAGGCGUUGUACAGCUGUUGGCAUAUCUGUGUUGUAGGAACUCAGCAGAAAGUGCAAAAACAGGAUAAAAACAUGAAGUUUAGGUAAAGCUGCUUCAUUAGUGCAGAAACAGGUGGGGGGUUAGAAGCAUUUGAUAGGUCUGUGUUCACAAAGUUACUCUCUUUAUCAUCCCUCACCCCUCUUGACAUCAGCAUAUGGAUUUAAAAAAAUAUGUUCAAAGUAUUUGGAUUUCAUGUUGUUUAAAUGAACAAGACAACAUUAACCUAAUGAAAUGGAACAAACUUUUACGUUUGUCAAGUGAUGUUUUCUUUUGCCUUUUAUUCUAAAUCUUUUUUUUUUUAUUUAAACAUUGGUCUGGUACAUUUGUACAUCUUUUGUUGACUUGCUGCUUUCAAAUACUGACAUUUCACUUCACAGUGGAGUAAAAAAAUAUGAAACUGUU